UGGGGAUUCUUGUAUAAAGAAAGCAAAGUUCCGCAGAAGGAAUUGGACAAACGCACUCACAACAGCGAACCAUAUUGGUCUCCCACACACGCAGGGGGACUGUUUGCCAUUGACAGAAAAUAUUUUUUUGAAUUGGGAGGAUACGAUCCUGGUCUACAGAUUUGGGGUGGGGAAAACUUCGAGUUGUCUUUCAAAAUAUGGAUGUGUGGGGGUAGCAUUGAAUGGGUCCCUUGCUCCCGUGUCGGACACGUAUACAGGAAUUAUAUGCCAUAUGGAUUUGGGAAAAUUACCAGCAAAAUACCCAUCGUCCUCCUCAAUUAUAUGCGUGUGGUGGAAGUGUGGUUAGACGAGGAUUUCAAACAAUAUUUCUACCGACGUGAACCUUCAGUUGAAGGUUACCCAGUUACUAAUAUUAGCGACCAGUUAACAUUUAAAAAAGAACACAAAUGCAAAAGCUUCAGUUGGUUUAUGGAUAACAUUGCCUACGAAGUCUACGAUAAAUUCCCACCGCCACCGGAAAACAAGGCUUGGGGUGAAAUUCAUUUGAAGUCUGGGGGUAGCCUGUGCUGGGACACCUACGGGCAACCACCGGGUGGCGGCCCUAUUGGAGUGAGUGGCUGUCAUCACUUCGGUGGUAACCAGUUGUUUAGACUUAAUGUACAGGGCCAAAUGGCCAUGGGGGAACGAUGCAUCGACUCUGGGAACGGUGACACACUACACGUCCAGUUCUGCGACAUCCAACCGAACGGACCGUGGAGCUGGGAUGAGAAAACUGGACUAAUUAUGAACAAGAAUCGUAACAGUUGCGUGGAGUCUGGCCACGACAGCCGGCUUCACCUGAAAACUUGCAACGAACAGGUUGCCAAUCAACAAUGGAUUAUAAAAAUGAUUUGGUCGUGGAAAUAAUUUUUUUUUUUUUUUUAAACCAGAACCCCUCAUCUUUGAUCAUAUCAUUUCAUAUAUUACAACCACCAAACCUCUCUGGGUCAUCAUACAUAAAUGUUCGGAAUGAAACAAAUUUACAGAGGGUCCAGUCUUUAGACUGUCCUCAGCCACUUCUUUCGUAUCCUGUGGUAUGUUAAACAAUUAUUAUUUACGAAU
Octopus sinensis (East Asian common octopus) is the source of this 1101-nucleotide messenger RNA. RefSeq names its product N-acetylgalactosaminyltransferase 7-like. Gene Ontology annotation, cellular component: Golgi apparatus. The transcript has a single exon. The record is from RefSeq and is a predicted model, not a curated record. NCBI's taxonomy places the organism in Eukaryota, Metazoa, Mollusca, Cephalopoda, Octopoda, Octopodidae. The annotation marks the transcript as partial.